AUGAAAGAGCACUGCCUUAACGAGAUCGUGAUACACGAAAUGGAUUCUACUGCCAUCGAGCUGCUGAUCCAGUACGCCUACACCGGCCAGAUCACCAUCACGCCCGACAACGUGCAGGUCCUCCUACCUGCCAGCAGCAUCCUGCAGAUGCAGGAGGUCAGGGAGGCGUGCUGCCGCUUCCUGCUCAAGCAGCUUCACCCGACCAACUGCUUGGGCAUCAGGAGCUUCGCAGACACCCAUUCCUGCAAGGAGCUGCACCUCAAGUCACACGUCUACGCCUUGCAAAAUUUUCAGCAAGUGAUCGCCACCGAGGAAUUUUUACUGUUGCCUUUUCAGGAAGUGAAGGAUUUGAUAUCCAACAGCCAACUUAACAUUUCAUCGGAAGAAGAUGUUUUCAGCGCUGUUUUGAACUGGGUUAAACACGAUCUUCCAGACCGUAGUCAAUAUAUUUCUAAGUUAAUGGUUCAUGUACGACUGCCCCUAGUAAAUAGAGAAUUUCUUAUGACCAGAGUAGACAACGAAAAAUUAAUUAGGGAUAAUAUAGAGUGUAGGGAGUUUUUACUUGAAGCAAUGAGAUAUCACCUGGCCCCUGAAAGAAGGUGUGCACUUUCAACUACAAGGACAAUCGAAAGAAAACCGAAAGGAGCAGAUCCUUACUUGUUUGCAAUUGGUGGGGGUUCAUUAUUUGCCAUUCAUUCAGAAUGCGAGGUUUACAAUCCAAAAAGUGACACUUGGUCCAGUAUAGCACCAAUGCAAUGGCGACGGUCCAGGUCAGGAGUCACAGGGCUUAGAAGACUUUUAUAUGUUGUAGGAGGCUAUGAUGGAGCAUCAGAUCUUGCUACAGCCGAAUGUUAUAACCCUUUAAAUAAUUCAUGGAUCCCAAUCACGCCCAUGGGGACUAAAAGGUCAUGUUUAGGAAUCUCUUCUUUUGACGGUCUAAUAUAUGUUUGUGGUGGAUACGAUGGUGCCUCAUGUUUAAGUUCGAUGGAAAGAUUCGAUCCGUUGACCGGAGUGUGGUGUAGCUGUCCAGCCAUGAACACCAGAAGAAGAUACUGUAGAAUAGCUGUAGUAGAAAAUUGUAUAUACGCAUUGGGGGGAUUUGACUCAACAAAUUAUCAGGCUUCAGUUGAAAGGUACGAUCCAAGAGAAGGAAUUUGGCAUCCAGUUCCCUCGAUGUCAUCCAGAAGAAGUAGUUGUGGAGUAGCAGCAUUAGAUGGACAUUUGUAUUGCAUAGGAGGUAACGAUGGAACAAUGUGUAUGGCAAGUGGUGAACGAUUUAAUGUAAGACGAAAUGCUUGGGAACCAAUUAUAUCAAUGCACAAUAGAAGAUCGACUCAUGAAGUGGUGGCCAUCGAUGGUUACAUAUACGCUCUGGGCGGUAACGACGGCUCUUCCAGCCUGAAUAGCGUGGAAAAAUUCGAUCCUCUGCUCAACAAAUGGAUAGUGGUGUCGUGCAUGUCGAUCCGACGAAGUUCGGUCGGAGCGGCCAUCUUGGAUUGCAUCAACAUCGAGCACGUGCUGAAACAAACGAAAACGUGAUAUUCGGUGUGAAUCGUCUACAGGAAGAAAAGUUCGACGUAACAAAUUUGAAGAAUAUUACGUCUAAAAAACACGAAUUAG
Brassicogethes aeneus is the source of this 1620-nucleotide messenger RNA. Lineage: Eukaryota; Metazoa; Arthropoda; Insecta; Coleoptera; Nitidulidae. The record is from the annotation of a GenBank genome assembly.